AUGCCUGUUAUGAAAGGAUUGCUCGCGCCACAGAACACAUUUUUGGAUACUAUAGCGACGCGUUUUGACGGCACACACAGCAACUUCAUCCUGGCCAAUGCACAAGUGUCCAAAGGCUUCCCGAUCGUGUACUGCUCGGAUGGAUUCUGUGAGCUUACUGGAUUUGCCCGAACUGAGGUCAUGCAGCAGAGCUGCGCAUGCAAGUUUCUGUAUGGGCCGGAGACCAGCGAGCACAUCAUUCUUCACGUGGAUUCUGCGCUUGAGGAACGUAGCGAGCUCAAGGAGGAGAUAAUGUUCUACAAAAAGAAUGGUAGUGUGUUCUGGUGUCUGCUGGAUAUUGUGUCUAUCAAGAAUGAGAAGGGAGAUGUGGUCCUCUUCCUUGCCUCUUUUAAAGACGUCACUGAUACCAAAGCCAAAUCUAUACUUGAGGAGAAGAAAGAAGAGUGCCGCCGCGAGAAGGUCAAGGGCGGGUCUCCGUUUGGCUCCACGCGGCUGCGAUCUAGCACAGUUCUCUACCAUAUUUCAGGACACCUGCAUAACCGUCAAAAACAAAGUAAAAUCAAACUUAACAAGAAUGUUUUUGGUGAUCCACCAGCUCUUCCUGAAUAUAAAGUCGCUGAUGCCAAGAAGUCCAAAUUCAUUCUUCUCCACUUCAGCACCUUCAAGGCAGGCUGGGAUUGGCUGAUCCUUCUGGCUACAUUCUAUGUCGCUGUGACGGUGCCGUAUAACGUUUGUUUUAUUGGUGAUCAGGACUUGACACGUAGCACCACUGUCACUGACAUUGCCGUUGAGAUUCUUUUCAUCAUUGAUAUCGUGUUCAGUUUCCGCACUACGUACGUGAGUAAGUCGGGGCAGGUGAUCUUCGAUGCGCGGCUGAUCUGCAUCCAUUACAUGACCACCUGGUUCAUCAUCGACCUGGUUGCCGCUCUGCCCUUUGAUCUCCUUUACGCUUUCAAAAUUACUUUUGUUGCCAUCCAACACUUACUUAAAGUUGAUCUAAAUUAA
Sinocyclocheilus anshuiensis is the source of this 1005-nucleotide messenger RNA. Its product is annotated as potassium voltage-gated channel subfamily H member 8-like. Lineage: Eukaryota; Metazoa; Chordata; Actinopteri; Cypriniformes; Cyprinidae. The transcript has 7 exons. The coding region runs from base 1 to 1005 and encodes 334 amino acids. Gene Ontology annotation, molecular function: voltage-gated potassium channel activity. The record is from RefSeq and is a predicted model, not a curated record. Gene Ontology annotation, cellular component: plasma membrane. Gene Ontology annotation, biological process: regulation of membrane potential; potassium ion transmembrane transport.